ACACACGACGAUGUUCCCGUAGAGUGCAAGCGGCGUGUACUUACGUGCGUGACGAACCGAUACGAAAACACGACGACAGAAUGGCGAACGAGGAGGUGUUAGGUCCUCGGAAGACGAUGUUUGUAUUAGUGAUUGUUGUGGGGUGUUUUGCGGUGUUGUGGCCCAGGAUCCUGUCCCCGCUGAUCUUGGGUCACACGCGGGAGCAGCUGAAGCCCAACCAGUUCGACCGGGAGGCAGGUUGUUGCGAGGUGAUGUUCGAGACUGAAGUAGCAUUACUGGAGCUGUUGAAUGAAGUCUGCAGCUCAGUUGUUCAUACAGACGGGAAACUAUCUCCUUACGCUGCAGCAGAAUGUAGGAAAACUGUAAACGAGACUUGUGGGGUGGACAUUGCCGCCUUCAUCAAACGAGAUGAAAACGUCGGCAAGACGACGAAGAAACUUCUAGAAAUGAUGAAGACAAGCAAUAGUUCCUGUCUUAAAGAACACUUUGGAGUGCCCCAAUGGACGAUCAGCAAUCACGUCGCGUUGAACUCCUGGACUCUACAAGACACCGUAAAGCAGGAGCGACCGCCAAUGCGUGCCGGGCCACAUCCAGCAUUACGUGAGAGAGGUCGAGCCAUACCACCUGGGGUGCCCCCAUCAACAAGAAGCUCGGUCACCAUGCCGCCUCACGUGAGGGUACGCUCGUCCCCCUUAGACGUGUACUUUGAGAUCGACAUCAAGCCGCCCCCGCUGCCUGGCGUGAGGCCUCCGCUUGGGUCACCUGGGGGCCCCGUAGCGGCCCCUAAGUCCUCUAUGGGGUUCGUCAUGCCGAUCUACACUAUAUGCAUCAUUAUCUUCUUCGUUUACACAUUGAGCAAGAUCCUGUUCAAACGCACAGGCGCCCCGGUUUACGACCCUAUCGUUCCUGACCCACAGUUCAGGAGGAGAGUAUUCCGUGACGACUCUAGGACUUCGCCCGAUAAGUUGGGGGACGAAGAGUUGGAGGCGUUACGUGCUCGGCUCGCGGAAACCGAACGCGCCAUGCAAAGGAUCGUCGGCCAGCUUGCGAAACGCGACGCGGAUCUGCAGGAUAAUCAUGCUCGUCCGUAUACCAAUGGAACUGUCCUUCAUAACACAGGCCCUGUGCAAAUUGUAGCAAGCGAAUAUAGGGAGAAAUCAAAAGAGAAAAGCCCAGAACCACCUAAAGAGCCUUCAGCAGAAUUGAAGGAGGCUGAGUCACAAGAGUCUAUCUCAGAGCCUGAACUGUGCACUUCGGAGGUACAUGAAGACAUCUCAGAUCAAACAGAAUUAAUAACAGAACCAAAGGAAUCAACCCCUGAACCAAAGGAAUCAACCCCUGAACCAAAGGAAUCCACUCCAGAACCAAAAGUACCCACUCCGAAACCACUGGAGCCAGAACCAAAUCACCCCAACCCAGAAUCAAAAGAAGCUCAAUUAGAUGAAUCUGUCCCAGAAUCUGAACCCAGAGAAAAUGCUCAAGAAUCAAAAGAAUUCCCUCACGAACUUGAAGAAUUAAACGUAAACUCAAGAGACUUAUUACUAGAGCUCGAAGAAGAUGACCACAGUGAUAGGAUGAUUUUAGAACACAAUGAAUUAAAAACAAAAGAACCCGUAGAGUUUAAUCAUAAAAAUGCAAAUAUAGAUCUUAUCAAGUUAACAGAGAACAUAGAAUCUAUAAAGGACACAGUAACGAAAUCAGUAGAGGAUUUCUUAGACGAUGCAAAGACAGAUGCUAAUAGUCAAGAACAUAAACAAUCUACGCCAGAGCUUCUAGAAGAAGCUCUUAAAGAAGGUUCUUCAGAAAAAGAGACAGAGAAUGAGGAAGAAGAGGAAAAAGCAGCUGUAAAGGUGGUAGGGAUGGAGUUGACGGCGCACACGGCCGACGGUGGCGAGUGGCGGCCGCCGCUCCCCGCCCCCGCGCCCGCCCCCGCCCCGCGACCGCACGUCGCGGAAGAAGUCAAAGCGAUAUACCUCGAGGGUGAGAUUCCGCAACAGUCACGUGUGCUCGUAACAGAGUUUGAAGAUAGUGCCCAAGACAAGCCCCCCACGAAAAAACACUCGCCGACGGUGGUUAGCGGCAAAAUGACGCUAUCUCUAAUACAAGACGCACCCAAGGACACACCCGAAAGAGAUCUAGAGUCUACUGUGGACGAUUUCACAACGGCGAGUGCUAUCACGCAGCCGGCUGAAGAGAAGGAAGAAGAAUCGGAAGACGAAGUGGAAGAGGAAAUAGAAGUGGAAGAGAUCGAAGAAGAAGUCGAAGAGGAAGAAGAAGAAGAAGAACCAUUGAAGCAAGAAGCUGUUCCGCAAGUACCAAGCAAAGAACAGGAGGCCGGCGAGGAGAAAUGAACUGAUAGGUAUAUACUCUAAGGUUGCGUUACUACGCUAGGGUUAUUGAACGGAUUUAAAUUACCUUAUAAAGUAUAUUUUUAAUUUUAAAUAUAUUUGUUCACUCAACAGCAUAUCGUGUUACCACAAAAAGCUCCGAACCUUCAAUUAAUAAAUUUGUGGCAGUUUUGCGUAACUUGACGUGCUGUCGACUGUCCAACGAGUGAUUUUAUACGUCUUAUAACGGUAGAUGUAUAAUUUUUUUUUCAAUACGUCUUUUAUAAAUAUGUUUAAAUGUAAUACUAAUUCGUAGUAAUGUAUUAAGAGAUCAAGUGGCGUGGCGUUUGUGGAAUUGAUUGAUAUAAUUUCGCUCUUAUGGUAAUAACUAAAACGAUUAUUAUUUAAAUUUUAAUUAUAAACAGCAAAAACUCAGGAAAUAACUGUGUUGACAUGCACAAAUAGCUGUACAUGUACAAAUAUAUCAAAUUUUUGAAUUUGAACUCUAUCCGCAAUGUUUUAGGGUUCUCAAGAAAAGAUAUUUGAAUUUUAUGUAACCUUAUGUGCUGUUGUAAGAUACAAAAUAAUUACUUGUGACGUCAGAAGGUUACCAUUAGUGUCGCACGUGAGUAAGGACAGGAAUCGUGCCAAAUCCAACCCCAGUAUCUAUGUUUAAAAAGGAACAUAUAAUAGUAAAUUGAUGACUCUUUUAAUUUGAGUCUAUCUUUCUAAAAAUGCUUAAAGUUGCGUUUAAAUGGUUACAUUGAAAGAAAUUAUGUUUUAAAUCCCUUGCUUACAAAACAUAAAAAAUGAGUGAUAAUUAACUAUGGAUACUGGUUCGAGAUUUUAUGGAACGCGUCACAGAAAGUUGAUCUCUAGUGUCCAAGAGAGAACUAUUAGAUUGUAACUUUGUAUUGAGGCUACUUCUAACGAAUGUCAAAACGCUUUGCUUUUCUUUGUCGUAAGAUUUUUUUUUUUAAUAUUAUUUGUGUGCAAUGUAUAAACUUUUAAACAGAGUUAUUUUUUAUAUGAAUGUGUCAUUAUACCUAUUAUUGUAAGUAUGUAUGUACAUUGUACAGUCAACAGCACGUCAGAUUAUACAAAUCUAUCAAGUUUUUUGAUACUUGGAUUGAGACUUUAAUGCGUUGAUUUUAGAAUUGAAAAUCAAUUGUGGUAACCUGUCGUGCUGCGGUGUGUACAGAAAUUUUUAUGUUAUUGUUUAAACGUAAUAAUAAAGAUUUCAAUCAGUCUGGUUUGUGUGCCAAAAUUAUUUCCAAUCGCUAUUUAUAAUAAUUGAAAUAAGUUAUUUAUUAUUACUCAUUACUCAGUAAUAUACUCAUUUUAUUAAACUAUUAUUAACGUAAGGGAAAAAAGGAAGUAGAAAAAUUUUGCAAUUUACUUUUCAAUUAAUGUGAGAAUUCUCUUUAAAAAAAAUUAUACUCGUUUGGAAAGUUUUUAUUUGUCUUCUGUUAAACCAUAAGUCUGUGAAUAAGCCAAAACUUUUUAUUAAAUAGAAAGCAGAUGUCCCAAUAUUGUAAUAUUUUACAUUUAUGAUAUUUUGGGCAUAAUAUUUAUAAGUAGGAUAUAUGAAUUUGCACUUGUUGAGAUUGAGGUAGACGUAAAAGUGCAUUUAAUAUUAAGUGCAAUUUAAAAAUGAUUUUUUAUUUUAUUAUUUAUUUAAUUUUUCGUUAAAAUGAUUCUUUUAAAAUAAUUUGAUAAAUAUUAUCACGUCACAGUAUACCAUUUGUUUUCCCGAGACUACGCCCGCGUAUAUUAUAGCCUAUGUCAUCCGCAUAUGAUUUUAGAUUAAAUAAUUUUUAAUAUCGGCCCAGAAGUAUCGGAGCUUAUUUAAUGUAAACAAGCAAUCAAAUCUUUCCAUUUUAUCAUGAUAAGUUGCAUUUACUUAUGCAACCAAAGCAUAGCAAUUUUUGCGUUGUAAUAAGAUUCUAUAUUUUUUUUAUACUGAGCAUUUUCUGUUGCAUAUAAAACUAUAUUUGACCUUUUAAUGUACAACAAUGAUACUGUGACGUGAUGUCGUUACGAAUAUAGUAUAGUGAAAUAUGAAUAACUGUAUUACUUAUAAUGAGAAUUGGAAAUAACCCAGCAUUUCUACACAUUUAAGACCUCUAGUAUCUGAGACCGUAGAAAUAAUGUAAAUGUUGAAUGAAUGUUACGUUUAACAACGUUACUUUGUAUAUUUUUAUAAAAAUAUAGUUUCAAAUCGUUCAGGUUUAAGUUUUAUCUUACAAUUUAGAUGUUAAAGAAAUUUGAAAAGAUAAUUUAAAAUUCUUUCGAAAAGUUACGCGAAAUUACGGUUUCUAAUAUUAGAUGGUAAUCCCAAAUCUAGCUUGAACAUUCCUCUUCUCAUUUUUGACUGCGUGAGUACACAAUAUUUGGUUACCCUACACCUACACAGUCUUGAGUCUUCUAGCAUUAACGUAAUAAUGGCAUCUUAUCACGUUUAAAAUAGAGUUCAAUUUUGCUGCUGUUUCAAGUCCAAUAUUAUUGCAAUGGCGUGUUCCUUUAUGGCAACAACACGGCCGUGUCUAGACUCCUCGUUUUUCUCAUACCGUGAGCAAUAAGACCUAUCUCAAAAACGUAUUUCAAUGUCAUUUUAUGUUAACGUUAGUAGAAACAAGGUUCUGAUAUAGAGUUUGUUUUUAUGGAGUGUGCAGUAAAAUUGUUAACGUUUAUUUCAAGUUUCUGCUUCAUUAUAGUAUGUAAUUAAGAUAACUACUCAAAUAUUGUUGAUAGUAGCAAAAGUUAACAUUUAACCGUAGCAUUUUUGUUGGUUGUUUAUUAUAUUGUUUUGUAGUUGUAAGAAUAAACGUG
Messenger RNA from Diatraea saccharalis (sugarcane borer), 5159 nucleotides. NCBI's taxonomy places the organism in Eukaryota, Metazoa, Arthropoda, Insecta, Lepidoptera, Crambidae. The record is from the annotation of a GenBank genome assembly.